GAGGCGGGGCUGCUCCUUUCCGUUGUGAGGGAAAUGGCGGCCGCACCAGGGCCUCCGGAGAUCCCGAGCGCCGCUUCCCGGUCUAUCCGAGCCCAGAACAUCGUCCCCCGGCUGCAACAUGGUCGCUACACGGGGCACGGGCCCACCAGGGUCUCACAGAUUCCAAAUUCUUUGCUGAGGGAGAGGGACAAAACUGCGAAAUGGAAUGGGAUCCCACAUCUGGUGCAGAAAUUAUAUACGAACAGCCAACCCAACAACGAUGGGCUGUUGCUGUGCCAUGGUAUUUUAAAGGAAAUCGCUCCACUUCUCUCAAUGGAGGCAAUGGCGUUUGUGACAGAGGAUGGGAAAGGUGCCCAGGAGUCCAAAUUUCCCAAUACGCAUGUUUUUGAUCUGUUCGGUGGAGUAGAUCUUUUAGUUGAAAUCCUUAUGCGGCCAACACUUGCACCACAGAAAAAGAAGCAGAAGAUGAGUGAAGACUUGAUAAAGGAUUGUCUAAGCAUAUUAUACAACACGUGUAUCUGUGUAAGUACGGAUGGAGUGACUAAGCGCCUCUCGGAACGGAAUGACUUUGUGCUGUUCCUCUUCACACUUAUGACAAAUAAAAAGACCUUUUUGCAAACUGCUACACUUAUAGAAGAUAUCCUGGGAGUGAAAAAGGAGAUGAUUCAAUUGGAAGAUAUCCCAAACCUUGCAAACCUGGUUGCCAGUUUUGACCAGCAGCAACUUGCUAAUUUCUGUCGAAUUUUGUCAGUCACGAUAUCUGAGCUAGACACGGGAAAUGAUGACAAACACACACUACUUGCCAAAAAUGCACAACAGAAGAAGUCUGCAGGCCCUUCUCGAGCUGAAAUCAACCAAGUCACCCUUUUGAAUAUUCCUGGAUUCAUUGAGCGAUUGUGUAAAUUGGCAACACGGAAGGUCUCUGAGACAACAGGCACUUCAAACUUCUUACAGGAGCUAGAGGAGUGGUACGCGUGGCUGGACAACGCACUGGUUCUUGACGCAUUAAUGCACAUGGCCACCGAGGAAGCCGACCAAAGCAGUAGUACAGAGUCUGCAGAUGAGAGUGUGCUGGCUGCCAAUCAACUGAGGAGUCGGCUCCCACAGUCCAUGAAGAUCAUGCAUGAAAUCAUGUACAAAGUGGAAGUGCUGUAUGUGUUGUGUGUUCUGCUAAUGGGAAGGCAACGGAACCAGGUUCACAAGAUGUUGGCAGAAUUUCGACUUAUCCCUGGACUCAAUAAUCUGUUUGACAAACUGAUAUGGAGGAAACAUUCUACUAAUCAUGUGCUGCAUGGACAGAACCAAAUCUGUGACUGCAGUCCAGAGAUUUCUCUGAAAAUCCAAUUCCUGAGGUUACUUCAGAGCUUCAGUGAUCACCAUGAGAAUAGGUAUCUUUUAUUGAACAGCCAGGAACUGAAUGAACUUAGUGCAAUCUCACUCAAAGCUAACAUUCCUGAGGUAGAUGCAGUUGUCAACACUGACAGAUCCCUGAUUUGUGAUGGGAAGAAAGGACUUCUGACUAGGUUAUUACAGGUGAUGAAGAAAGAACCUGCUGAAUCCUCUUUCAGAUUCUGGCAAGCAAGAGCAGUGGAGAGUUUUCUACGAGGAGUGACUUCCUAUGCUGACCAGAUGUUUCUUUUGAAACGUGGCCUACUGGAGCACAUUCUUUUCUGCAUUAUCGACAGCGAGUGUAAAUCAAGGGAUGUGUUGCAGAGUUAUUUUGACCUUUUGGGUGAAUUGAUGAAAUUCAACAUUGAUGCCUUCAAGAGGUUUAAUAAGUACGUAAACACAGAAGAGAAGUUUCAGAUAUUUUUGAACCAGAUCAACAGCUCUUUAGUGGAUUCCAACAUGCUGGUCCGCUGCAUUGUGUUGUCAUUGGACAGAUUUGAGAGCCAAACAGAUGCUGUAAAAGUUGCAGAAGUGAUUUCCCAGUGCUGCCUACUGUCCUACAUCUCCCGUGUGGAAAACCGACUCUCAUUUCUUUUCCGGCUAAUUAAUAUUAUUCAAGUACAGACUCUCACACAGGAAAAUGUUAGCUGCCUGAACACUAGCCUGGUGAUCUUGAUGCUGGCAAGACGUAAGGGCAAGCUGCCAUUCUACCUGAAUGCUCUACGAGAGAAGGAGCUUUGUGAGAAGUAUCCGGGCUUCCUCCUCAACAAUUUUCACAGUCUGCUGCGCUUCUGGCAAGAGCAUUACCUCAACAAAGAUAAGGACAGCACAUGCCUGGAGAAUAGCUCCUGCAUUAGCUUCAGUUACUGGAAAGAGACAGUAUCACUGCUCCUAUGUCCUGACCGGACAGCUCCUUGUGCAAUCAUUAGCUACAUUGAUGAAGUGUACAUGAACAUUGAUAAAGACUUCAGUGAAGAUUGAUGUGCAGCUUGUGGACAAUUGGACUGAUGCUUCAUACAGCUUUGGAGUAAGCCCAAGAGCAUGGAUAUUCAGGCCUUAUUGUCUGAUGUUUGUUCGCACCUGGACUGGAAGUUGGAAGAGCUGGUUGGUGAUUGGUGCAGCUGUUUUUAUUAUAACCAUGAAUUGAUGCCUUUUGUCUUUUAAACAUCCUUAAGGGUUGUCUGAACCUGUAUGUUACUGGGGGAGGAAGAAAGAUUUUCCAUCACUGGGUGCCAGAGUUAAAGCUGCCUGAGAACCAGCACUGCCUUUGGUUAAAUGAACUGUGGAGCACUUCUACGAUCUCUGAUUUUUUUAUAAAUGUCCCAUUCUAAUUCAGUAUUUUAAAUAUUUACUUCUAAGUGUGCCAUUUGGCAUCUUCCCAUCUACAAUUCUUGGUUAUGUGAAGAUGCUAGUGGCUAACAGCAACCUUCAGUGUAAUCACAAUGUCAAUGUAUAUUGAGAGGUUAAAGUCAUUUUAUUUCAUUCACAAGAUCGUUUUAUUUUAAAUACUUGUUGAAACUCGUUUGCUGUCAUCGGUUUCGAUAAGCUGUUACUCUUCUGGAAUCUGCUUUCAAGCAUCAAACUUAAAAGUUAUCUAACGUACAGCUUAUUAAGUAGUUUGUAAUAUAUACUGUGUACUAAGUGCUCCGAGUUUGACUUAUACAACUCACUGAAUAUUCCUUUAAGUUUUUGUAGAGCAAAUCUGGAAAGGUUUCAUUUUGUAAAGAGUUCGAAUGCAUGGUUAUUCAUUGGGCUUUUUCCCUCUUCAUCUGUUUAUUUUAGUUACCUCUCUUGCCUGUUUCCUCCCUGAAGAUGGUGGCUGCUUACUGGGUGCUGGUCACCCUUGAGUGCCUCACCCAAGCUUGGUACUUUACAGUGAGUGUCUGCAGAUUGUAGGACCGGGGCAGGGCACCUGAAAGUUGAGCCAAGUUCUGUUCCUGAACAUUUAUAAACAUUGAUUAGGGCCUGUAACCUGGGUCAAUCUUUCUCUCUACCCUGUGGUGUUCUGAGGCCAUGCUGGCUAUGAUCAGCUACUGGUGGGGAGGGGGGGUCUUUCUGGUCUUUGUGGCUCAGCAGUAAACUCUGAGCCAUUAGGAGAACAUCUGUUGGCUUUGUCAUUGAAGGGCUGAUUUGUAGUGUGUAAAACCAUCAGACUUCACUAGAGUGGGCUGUAUAUAUGUGUAAAAUGAUUUAAUGUACCUGAGUUAGUGCAGUUUAUAAUUCUUGUGGAGAAAUGGUGGAAGUUUUUAAAAAAAAAUCUGUGUGACAUCAAAUGACAAAAAUCUGCAUUACUAUUUCAGUCAAGUGUAUAGAGUAUGAAAUGUUUAUGCCAUGUCCACAUGCACUGUGGAAAACCAGUACAGAUUUCAUCUCCCCAAAUGUCUGUAACUGGGGAGAGUAUUAUGACCUAUGAAUAUGAGGGUGAAGUACUGUUGAUUGCAGGUCUAUCAAUGGUGAUGGAGGUGUUUGCGUUGAUAAAUAAAGACCAUUAUUAACAAGAGAUGGAUGCAAAUGUUAGUGUAUUGGAUUAAGUCUGAUUCUCCCAAUAGUGCAUUCCUACCAUUGCAUCAAGUAAAUCUGAUGGUGGAACUGUAGUUGCAUCUUAAUCUCCAGGUGUUAUCUCAUUCCUGGGUCAAAGCUACAAAAUAAUUCUUUCCUAUCCUCAAACUUCGUAGUGUUAAUCCAGGUGUGGUCCAUCAGUGAGAACAGUUUACCUGUGUGUAGCUGGCUUGUAGCUGCUCUCCCAUUGUGCAGCUGAUCUGCUUAACAUAUUUUAAUAUUUUUACACAUUUUUGGGAUCCCAAACCAAUACUCCCUAUAUUCCUGAACUUUUGCUGAAUUGAUGUGUACAUUAUUUGGGUCUAAACUGAUGAGCUGGUUGUCAACUUGUUACAAGCUUUUGAAGCUGGGAAAACAUUUUAUUGGGGUUAUUUUUGCUUAGCGUUAGAGUUCCUUCAUUGGCCAUGAUUGACACUUCUUCCGGGAGAUUGGGGAGGACAGAGGAGUAGGUUUAUUAUAAUUGAAGUCUGUUAUACAGAACACCGUCACAGUAGGCUAUGCUGACUUUUUCUUGGACAUCUUUGUCUCCUUUAGGUUCACCACCCUCCCCGCCUCCCCAACCAAAGUGACCUGGCUGAGAAUGUGUUGUCUGUCUCUCCUAUUUAGUGUUUCCUUAAUAUCUUACUGUAUCAAUCUGACUGAUACCUAGAGUUUGUGGGAGAAGGUGCUAAUUAAAACUGUGAUAUCAAUGCCUCUAGUCACUGCUGCACUUCCCUCCUGUCCCUUCUGAAUGUUGUUGUUGUAUUCUUAGUUCCACAGUCUCUCAUCACCUCCAGUGCCUCACUUGAAUGACCACUAUUGUGUGAGCCUUGACUGCAUCUGUGAGCCAUGUGAAUGUCACAGCCUCCACAAAAGUGCACUUACACUCUGAAUCUUGCAGACUUGUGAAUCAGGAAUAGGACUUGAGCUGUGUUGCUCAACUGCUUCCUGGCUGCACUAUGUGAGAGCUCCCAGAUGCGUUUUUAUAAUCCACCCAUCUGGAUAUAAGGAUUACUGUGUUCUGCAAGGGUCAUGGCUAGUUUUUGCCCCUGGGCUUGACAACUCAUAUGGGUUUAGCUCUGAAUCAAAACUUUGAUGGUGCCCCGGACCAGCUAAUGGCCAUUGGCCACAGAGAGGUUGGAUCAGUGUCAGUUUGUAGGCAAGUAGCUAACUACUAAAUUUGAACUUUAUAAUACUGUAGCAAAAGCUCGGAUUCUGUGGUUUUUGGAUGCCAAUGUCAGAAGCAGAUUCACAUCUGUAGCCACAGAAAGACCACUCUGUUCCCCUACCUAUCAAAGCUCAUAUUACUAUUGCUCUUCCAGUCAUCUUUGUGGUCCCUGUGUAGCUGAGCCAAUCGUGGUAUGAUGGACUUGACUAAAUGCAUCUUUCUGAUGCUCUUUCAUUGCUGAAAUCCUUUUCAAGGUUAUAUGUUGCAGUACAUUCCUGCCCGCCAAAACAAGUUUGCUAAUUGUUAGACCUAUUAUGUGAACAGAAUAUCUGAUUUUAGGCUUCAACCCAAUAAUUCCUCUGCUCUAUACUAUGAGUUCCCACAGGAGGUUUAAACCUGAUGAUGCUGUAAAGCAUGGGUAUAUGCUUCAUUGAAAAGACUUUGCAUUUUCUGCAAUAAUUGAGAUAAAUGAUUUUCUCAAUCAUUCUUAUUUAUUCCAUUGUUUAUUUCUUAGAGUUCUUGUUGAACCCAAAGCUUUCAGAUGACAAUCUGCUUUAUGGACUUACAUGCAGUUUAUUUCAUCCAUUUUGGGGGAUAAAAAAUUCCCAUUCAGGAGAGAGUGUAUAGGACCAGAAGUAGGCCAUUCAGCCUCUUGUUCCUCAUCCAUUAUUCUGUUAAAUGGUGGAUGACCUGUAUUAACUCCAUUUUAUCUACAUUUGCUCCAUAAUCCCGUGAUAUUCUUGCCUCUAAAAGAUAAAAACUACUAAUCUAAAUUUUUAAAAUUUUAAUUCACCCCAAGCAUCACUACCUUCCGGGCCGCUCUGUGUAAUGUUACCUGUACCAGUUUGUGUUUGCUGUUCCUUGAAAAACGAAGGACUGUUGGAGAUCUAAGUUGGCAGCCUUACAUCUCAGUAUAUUAAUGUUGUAACGCUCCAUCGAUAAUAAUGCAUCAGUAAGAAGCUUUGCAAGUGUGUCAGAACUUUAGACUAACACUGUACUACCUCUGCCUUUGACUGCUUAAGGAAUAGAACAGGCCUAAGAGGUUGGACUCAACCUCUGCAGAUCAGUGGAAACAAUGGUGGGUUACGAUAAAGCACUGAGAGACCAGGAGUUGCCGUUGGAUUACAAUGCGCUCAGAGAUAAGAGCAUCAGUGAGCUACAUGAUCCACCAGACCAUGCAAUUAUACCAAAAUUGCUUCAUUGGCUAAGACUAUCAUCAAACUGGAUAUAAAAGGCUCCUCUAGGUAAUUUAGUAACUAUAGCUAGUCCAGUUCACUCCAUCCAAUCUGUGGCCACUUUCUUGAGGUCUUGACUAAGCACUAGUCCAAAGUAUACGGAACACAUAUGCAUAGAAAUUCAGUAACUAGCAGAGUAUGCUGCAUAGAUUGCCCUUAAUGGGCCAGGUCAGGCAAAUCCCAACCUGUUCUAGGAUUUUAUCUACAAAAGGGAUCAUACUGAGAUGGGGAACUACUGGCAAGCUUCACCUUGGUUCUUCAGCUUGUUACAGCGUGUACACUACCCGUGCAGUCAUUGGAAAAGAGCAGGCUGUAUUUUGUUCAAAUGAGGAAUGGGUAGGGCAGGUUUUGUAGAGGAUGUGUACGAGUGGUGUGAGGCUCAGGAAAUGCCUUGCACUAUAUCUAUUCAUUUAAUUUUAGGAUUAGUGCCUUAUGCGGUCCUCCUGGAUAAAACUGGGAGCACGUGAUUAAAUUCCAGAUUUUAUUUGAGACUCUACUUCAGUUCCGAGUAAAGACUCACUGAGCCUUAUUCAAAAGGUAUGAGACAAAGCUGUCACUGUCCCUGCCAUAUUCUGUUCUUGUGAUUUGUACAAUGGCAUCAAAUGGGAUGUUCUUGCAAUGAGGCAUUUCUGAAAGAAUUAUAAUGCUUCUUGCAAAUGCUGUGUUGCUGAGAUACAAUGUGCUCUGAACAAUAGGCUAACCUAGGAUUGAGUAUGUGGGUGUUCCCAAGUACGUUAUGGUUUGUAUAGCUCAAGGUACCAGAAGAAUCUAUCCAGUCGUUGCUUCACAGGAGAAAGGGUUGCAGGGAUUGAAGGAUCUGGCCUGUAGUAAUCUGCCACAAAUACCUGUGGUCAGUUCGGCUCUGAGAUGACAUGCCUGGUAAUGAAGGGUUGGAAAUGUCAACCCUAUGCAGACAAUACUGCAGUACUCCAGGACAGAGUUGCAAUGAUUUUAGCCAGUUAAAGAACGAACAGCAGUUUUUCAUAGACAUGAGCCUCUCCAAGUAAUAGCUUUUGCAACCUGUGCCUAUACUUCCUGGGCCUGAGUAAGUGAGGUGUACUGCAGAUCAGUUGAGCAAUGCAGUCAUUUGGUUUCUACACUUAAGCGGAGCUGCAGUCACCUUUAGAAGUAAAAUAAGUGAUUCUGGAGCUUGAUGGAACUCCCCUAAUUUGAAGGAAUAUUUUAGAAUCAUAAAGUUUAUAGCACAGAAAGAGGCCACUUGGCCGAUCCUGUCUGUGCUGGCUACAAAAUGAGCCACCCAGCCUAAUCCCACUUCCUGGUAUUUGGUCCUUAAUCCUGCAGAUUACAGCACUUGAGGUGCGUAUCCAGACAUCAUUUAAAUGAGCUGAGGGUUUCUGCCUCUACCACCCUUUCAGGCAGUGCUGUUUUAAUCACAUCAGAAUUGGAUGCACUCUUGGUGAAACCCUGGUUACCCUCUGUGUUGUGUAAAAUUCUUCCUUUCCCAAAACUCUGAUUGCGCCACUAUUUUCCCAUUGUGAUUAUCGAGCACUUUGGUGCUUGCCUGUAAUGCAAAAUGGCCAGUGGCAGCUUAUAAGGCCGAUGCUUUCUUGCUUCAGUGCUUAUAGCAGAAAGGUUUUGUGAGUGUCUAUCAUUGAGCUCAGGCCUCUACCUGAGAUGAUCCAGCACUUUGCAUCUGAGGCAGUGAAGCCUUUUCAACACUUUAUAAGGUUACCCUGAUCUCUCAUCUGAAAGUUCAGUUUCAAUUAAUUUCUUUUAAAAGGUGUAAAUGGAUCUAGACUGAGAUCAAUGUAACUUAAAACUGGGAAGGAGCAAGUGCAAUAGUAAAAUUGAAAGAGCUUGAGUACUGCUGAAUCAUUCUAUAUAUUGAAUACCUGCCAGUUAGGCCAGUAAGUAAGCUGAGAGAAUGAGCAACUGUUUGGAAAGGUUGGAGGGAGAGUGGUGCUGGGCCAUAUCAUGAGGUGCUUCACUUCCCUUCCUCUUAUUUCUGACUGAAUAUGAAAGCAGAGUUGCACAGAGAGCUGUGGCGGAUCAUUCAAUGCACUUGUGUUUGUAUAAUCUUUUUGCAAAAGAGAAUUCUGUUGGAGCUAAAGCUAGCCUUUUGCACCACUUGACAAUCUUUAGCAACAAGCUUCACAAAUUUCCUUUAGCUUAAGAAUUGAUGAUGCAAUAAGGUUCUCUGUCUUUCAGGGGGAGUAUUUUAGGUGGUAAUGUGGAUUUGACAUGAGUCCUUCCAUCUCAGGUUAAUGGAAUAUCUGCAGCCACCUUACUGUGACGUUGUGUUCAUAGUUUUCUCAUCUUCAUUUGGCCACAAAUUCCUACUUUAAAAUCCUCCUGUCCCUAUAUUUCUAGUUAGCUUCUCGAGUCUGUGCCACCAUUCAUGGCUGAACUGUAUUUUGACCCAUCCACUCGCUUGGUUCCAUAUCCUUUCAUGCUUUUGUCUAGCAAAAAUCUAUCAGCCUCAGAUGUAAAAUUAUUAAUUGAGCUAGUAUCUACUGGAUUUUGUGAGUGUGUGUAUCACACUUCUGCCACCCUUUUGCAUGAAGAUUGUUUCCUAACUCCUUUCCUGAAUGGCCUCCCUCUGACUUUAUCAAAUCCUCAAAUCUCCCAGCUUGCGGAAAAAUUUUCUUCCUGCCCUAUUGUUUCAAAAUCCUAAAUCAUCCCUUAACCAUUUAUACUUUGAUCACCCUUCAACUAAACCACGGAAAAUACUGAUUUGGAAUGUGAUUGAUUUUAGCUUUCAAUAGCUUCCCAUCCUAGCAUUGGCCUUUGGUAUUCCAUUUUGUUUAAAUUCGGUCUUCAUAAAUUGCAGCAAGGAAAUCAACAACCUAGGCAACAAAGUUCCCUGUUAAACAACAUGGAGGUGGAGAGUCAGAAGCUGAUCAUUUUCCAAUCUGAUGCCACGAAACAAAGUUCUGAAUAUUUGAUCGUGCAUGUGUUUGUAUGAAACACUUUCGGCCGAUUUGGAAACGGAUCUAUUUUGACCUACAAAGCUGCUCAUGAAAUUUACCGCCCUUUGAAAUUUCACAUCCUUUCCAGAGAACCUGGAGCAUUGACCUGGAUCCAGGAUAUACUGAUUAUUUAGUUGCUGCCUGCUCCCAUAAUAUUUCUCUGCUCCCCAGUUAAAAUAUAUAUAUAUAUUGUUUUUAUCAUUGUUUAUUUAAUCUUAUUGUACAUGACAAUAAAAAUGCUUCUGAUUACCUUA
Messenger RNA from Carcharodon carcharias (great white shark), 9514 nucleotides. RefSeq names its product short transient receptor potential channel 4-associated protein-like. The transcript has 19 exons. Gene Ontology annotation, molecular function: phosphatase binding. The record is from RefSeq and is a predicted model, not a curated record. NCBI's taxonomy places the organism in Eukaryota, Metazoa, Chordata, Chondrichthyes, Lamniformes, Lamnidae. Gene Ontology annotation, cellular component: Cul4A-RING E3 ubiquitin ligase complex. Gene Ontology annotation, biological process: ubiquitin-dependent protein catabolic process. Bases 34 to 2370 code for a protein of 778 amino acids.